Selaginella moellendorffii is the source of this 1501-nucleotide messenger RNA. RefSeq names its product histone acetyltransferase type B catalytic subunit. Gene Ontology annotation, cellular component: nucleus. Gene Ontology annotation, molecular function: histone H4 acetyltransferase activity. NCBI's taxonomy places the organism in Eukaryota, Viridiplantae, Streptophyta, Lycopodiopsida, Selaginellales, Selaginellaceae. The record is from RefSeq and is a predicted model, not a curated record. The transcript has 9 exons. Gene Ontology annotation, biological process: subtelomeric heterochromatin formation. The coding region runs from base 33 to 1472 and encodes 479 amino acids.
GGCAGCUCCUCCCUUAAACCCUAGUUCUUGCCAUGGGGGACGAGAGCAGCAGCAAGCGGCGGAAAGUGGCCUUCUCUAGCGCCGCAGAUCGAAAUGCGGAGUUUUGCCUGGCCAAAGACGCCAUCAAACUACACCUCGUCAGCUCCAUCGAUGACUUCCAAGACAGCAAUCUAGGCUUCUGCCCCACAUUUCUGGAAGAGCACUUCGGCGAGAGCGGCAAAAUCUACGGCUACAAAGGACUCAAGGUCGAUAUCUGGUUGCACAGCUCCUCCUUCCAUGCCUAUGCGGAUAUCAAGUACGACUCGAUCGUUCCUGUUCCCAAGUCUCGCGAGAAAUUGGAAGAUGUCUUGAAGGACGUUUUUGGCGAUGGCUUAGUCGAGAACCGAGAUAUAUUUUCCAAGCAACUUUCCUCAUUCAGCUCGCAGUUCAGUGAUCUCUUAUCGAAAUAUGCGGAACACAUAGCCUCGUGGCAAGCACCGGCCGAUAGUUUCACUCGAAACCAGGUUUUCCGCCUCGAGCUAGCGAGCUCGGAGUCACGAGUCUGGCAUCAAAGGCUGAAUCCACUUGUACUAUGGUUUGUGGAAGGUGCAAGCUGCAUCGAAGUGGAUGACCCACGCUGGGAAGUUUAUGUGGCUGUUGAAACGACAAGGGACGUACACAAGGUGACCGGCUUCUGUAACGUUUACCGUUUCUUUCACUACCCAGACAGUUCGAGGCUCCGCAUCAGUCAAGUAAGUUUGGAGCGUUCUCUGACGCAUCUUUUCAACCCCGCUCUCCUUUUCCAGAUAUUGGUGCUCCCACCUUACCAGAACAAACAGCACGGCUACCAUCUGGUGAAUGCCGUCAACGACAUCGCCAUGCGCAGGAACUCCUUCGACGUGACAAUGGAGGAUCCAUCCGAUAAGCUGCAGCUCCUGCGUGAUUGCAUGGACGUGAUGCGGCUGCUGGACUCCACGCCUGUGCUAUCCCAGGUGAGACUUGCUGUCCAACGGAUAAAGGAAGGCAAAACGGGGUCGGAGGAGCUCCUGCCCCCCUCCAACCUGGCUUGUGUGGUGCGGCGGGAGUUGAAGAUCAGCAAAGUUCAGUUCAAGAGAUGCUGGGAAGUGAUGAUCCUUGUGCAUCUGGAUCCCGGCGACGAGAAGGCAUUUACGGAGCUCCUGUCGAAGCGGCUGUCCGCAGAGCUCUUCGAGAGCAAGGAAAGCCAGCAGCCAAAGCUCAAGCACGUUGUUGACACUGAGAACAAGUACGACAGCAGCAAGACGUUCGUGAUGAUGAAGUUCAGGCAAAGGGAUGGGGGUGACGAAGCGCAGGAUGGGGAAGUGGAUGCGUCUCAGAGGGAGGAAGCGUUGAAGGAAUUGGUGAAAGAAAAGAAGAGUCACAUUUUGUCAGCGGUGAAGAAGGUGGCAAGCUUGUGCAGCCUACGUGGAACUCCUGUACACUUCAACCCGCGGGUGUGGAUUGAGCAGAGCUAGAAAUUGGAAACCACCUUAUCUUCAUCGUC